GCGGAAUCAUCGGCCUGCAGCUGUAUCUCCAUCUAUAUCAUUGUGUAUUUUGUAUCUUUGUCGAGUUGUGCUUAAAUCAGCGCACAAUUGCGAUGAUUGUUGCCGUUUGCCAAUUGAAUUAAAGAAAAUGCGAGGCAAGUGACACACAAAGGCGACGGCGAUUCGAAUAAAACGGGUGGAAAUCGAGGCGCCUCAGGUCAGUCCAGUAUCAGUGGAGUCAACGUUCAGUCUGGUUUUUGUGUGGAUAAAGCCAAAGGAACCGAAUCGAAAAUAUAACUCGAGACAAGAUGAAUAGCUUGCAAGGAUCGCUGGUGCUCCUGCUGCUCGCCGGAGUUUUUCUUCAGGGUCAGGCGGGACUCUUCGAUUGCGAGGACAAGAUACCCGGACUUGGAGAUGUGACCGAUAAGAUAUCGGAGAUAACCGGCAGCAGUACCAGUUCGGAGCAUGAGGUGCGCGAUUUCUUCAAGAACGUGGGCUGCCACAUCAAGGAGGGUGCCAAGAAGCUGGGCGAGAAGGCCAAGGACUUGGGCACGGAGCUCAAAGAGGGUGCCCAGAAGCUGGGCGAGAAGGCCAAGGUCCUGGGUAGCGAUCUCAAGGAUCGCUUCGACGACUUUCGCGACAAGCUGGCCAAGGAUUCCGCCGAGGAGAUGAGCAAGGAUCGCGGCUUCCUGGCCAACGUGGAGAUCAUCAAUCCGGACAUCCUCAAGGGCGAGCAACAAUGUGGGCAUGGCCACAUUCUGGAUGCCUUGGGCAACUGCAGCAAGUUGAGGAAAUAGUCCUUCAAGAGACGCAACCCGUUCCCCUCCCCUCACCUCCCCUCACCGUUAACGUUUAAGUUUUUUUUAUGAUUUUUUUUGUGUGUAAAUAAAAAUGGAAAGUAAAAAUACAAA
Molecule: messenger RNA, 890 nt
Organism: Drosophila santomea
Lineage: Eukaryota; Metazoa; Arthropoda; Insecta; Diptera; Drosophilidae
Exons: 1
Coding region: 288-776 (162 amino acids)
Source: RefSeq, a predicted model, not a curated record